AUGGAAACGAACAAACAAAUGGAGAAAUCAAGCAAUGAAGAACGGGAAGAGGAAGUACAGGAAUUACCACCGGAUGAUUUGAAUGAACAAGAAGAGGAGCAGGCCAUGAGUGAAGAGGAUGAAGGAGAUACAGCAGAGACUGAGGCACAACAUCAAAUGAAAGACGAUGGACACGACAUGGAAGAAGAACAUGGAGCAGCAGACCUGAUAGUGCUGAAAGAAGAGACACAUCAAUGGAAUGAAAUGGAAGAGAAACAACAAGAAAUAAUGACUGAUGAAAAACCCACACUCACUAAAAAGACUUUAUCACGUGGAAGAUCUCGGAAAUCCAAGUCUAGGUGUAAUUACAGCUGUAAACAGAGUAGAAAGAGUUUCUGUCAAAAGCCAAACCUUGAUGUUCACACUAGAAAGAAACCUUACACCUGCAAACAGUGUGGAAAAAGCUUCUAUAAUACAGGAAACUUAACAGUGCACAUGAGAAUUCACACUGGAGAGAGGCCGUACACAUGCCAACAGUGUGGAAAAAGCUUCUAUUCUACAGGAAACUUGGCAGUGCACAGAAGAAUUCACUCUGGGGAGAGGCUCUACUCUUGCCCUCAGUGUGGAAAGAGUUGUAAGCAAAAUGGCAAUCUUGAAACCCACAUGAGAACACACACUGGAGAGAAAAGCUUUAUUUGCACACAGUGUAGGAAAGGUUUUUCUCAAAAACAAAACCUUACCAUCCUCAUGAGGAUUCACACUGGAGAGAAACCUUACACAUGCACAGAGUGUGGUAAAAGUUUCCCACAUACAGGCUCACUCAAACACCACAUGAUAAGUCACACCGGACAGAAGCCGUUUGCAUGUGCUCAUUGUGGAAAGAGCUUCACAACCAAAACUAGCCUCAUGAACCACAUGAAUGGUCACACUGGAACCACAUGUGAUCAGUGUGGAAAGAGUCUCCCAUGCAAAGACUCCAUUAAGCAACACAUGAAGACUCACUUAGGAGAGCGUUUUCGAUGCAGUGAGUGUGGAAAGGUCUUUAAACAUAAAAGAAGCGUCAUCAAUCACAUGAAGCUUCACAAUGGAGAGAAAAAAUGAGGCCUUGUCCAGCGGAGCUUAAGGCUUUCCCGGGAUAGCAUCUCGGGACAAGUGUAAACUCUUGAAUACAU
Messenger RNA from Danio rerio (zebrafish), 1151 nucleotides. The record is from RefSeq and is a predicted model, not a curated record. NCBI's taxonomy places the organism in Eukaryota, Metazoa, Chordata, Actinopteri, Cypriniformes, Danionidae.